Messenger RNA from Yarrowia lipolytica CLIB122, 1179 nucleotides. RefSeq lists its product as uncharacterized. The record is from RefSeq and is a predicted model, not a curated record. NCBI's taxonomy places the organism in Eukaryota, Fungi, Ascomycota, Dipodascomycetes, Dipodascales. Gene Ontology annotation, biological process: Arp2/3 complex-mediated actin nucleation. Gene Ontology annotation, molecular function: actin filament binding. Gene Ontology annotation, cellular component: Arp2/3 protein complex; actin cortical patch.
AUGAGCGAACAACCAAUUGUGCUAGAUCAAGGAACCGGCUUUGUGAAAAUCGGCUACGGAGGCACCAACUUCCCCGAACACACCUUCCCGUCGAUGGUGGGUCGGCCCAUUCUGCGGGCUGAAGAGCGGGCCACAGACACAUACGGCGACGUGGCCAUCAAGGACAUUAUGUGUGGAGACGAGGCUGCCGCGGCACGAAACAUGCUGCAGAUCUCGUACCCGAUGGAGAACGGAGUGAUUCGAAACUGGGAAGACAUGGGUCACCUGUGGAACCACUCGUUUUACGACAAGAUGAAGAUUGACACCCGGGGUCGAAAGGUGCUGCUCACAGAGCCUCCCAUGAACCCCCUCAAGAACCGGGAAAAGAUGUGCGAGAUCAUGUUUGAGCACUACGGCUUCAAUGGCGUUUAUGUAGCCAUCCAGGCCGUCCUGGCUCUGUACGCACAGGGCCUGUCGUCAGGAGUGGUGGUGGACUCUGGAGACGGUGUUACCCACGUGGUGCCUGUCUACGAGUCUGUGGUGCUCAACCACCUGACCCGUCGUCUGGACGUCGCUGGUCGAGAUGUCACCCGACAGCUGAUUGCUCUGCUACUGCGACGAGGAUACGCCUUCAACCGAACUGCCGACUUCGAGACCGUGCGACAGAUCAAGGAGAAGUUCUGCUACGUCUCCUACGACCUGGACCUCGACACAAAGCUCGCCAACGAAACCACUGCUCUGGUCGACACCUACGAACUUCCUGACGGCCGAACCAUCAAGCUGGGAUCAGAGCGAUUCGAGGCCCCCGAGUGUCUGUUCCAGCCCCAUCUGGUCGACUCGGAACAGCCUGGAAUCGCCGAGACGCUGUUCAACACUAUCCAGGCCGCCGACAUUGAUGUGCGAUCGUCGCUGUACAAAGCCAUUGUGUUGUCUGGAGGUUCGUCCAUGUAUCCCGGUCUGCCAUCCCGAAUGGAGAAGGAGCUCAAGCAGCUGUGGCUCACCCGGGUGCUUAACGGCGACCCCACCCGACUCAACAACUUCAAGGUCAAAAUUGAGGACCCCCCUCGACGACGACAUAUGGUCUUCCUGGGAGGUGCCGUGCUUGCUAACAUUAUGCAUGACAAGGAGCACAUGUGGAUCUCCAAACAAGAGUGGGAGGAGCAGGGCCCCGCAUGCCUGGCCAAGCUUGGUCCCAGAUAA